Oldenlandia corymbosa var. corymbosa is the source of this 2731-nucleotide messenger RNA. The record is from the annotation of a GenBank genome assembly. Lineage: Eukaryota; Viridiplantae; Streptophyta; Magnoliopsida; Gentianales; Rubiaceae.
UAAAAAGAACAUUUCCCUUUUCUUAAUUUACUCAGAAUAUCAUAAACUCUAUGGCGGCCAUGGAUUCUGCUUCAAUCAUGAGUAUCUUGGCCAAACCUCAAGGGAGUAGCUUACAUAUUGCAAUGUUUCCAUGGCUGGCAUUUGGUCACAUGAUACCAUUCUUAGAAUAUGCAAAAUUCUUAGCCAAAAAGGGCCACAAAAUCUCCUUCAUUUCCACCCCAAAAAACAUCGAUCGUCUCCCAAAAAUCCCUCCAAAUUUAGCAUCUUCAAUCACUUUUGUGAAGCUUCAAUUGCCUCGAGUCAAUGGGCUCCCUGAGAAUGCUGAGGCCACAAUGGAUGUUCACAAUGAUGAUAUUGAGUACUUAAAAAAAGCCUAUGACGGGCUUCAACCCGAUUUAGCUUCUUUUCUGAAAAACUCAUUGCCGGACUUGAUUAUCUACGACUCUGCUCCGUUUUGGCUCCCUGAGACGGCGGAAAAGCUCGGAAUCUCGCGUGUUUUCUUGUGUCUGUUCAAUGCCUGGUUCCUCUGCUUUUUCGGGCCAACGGAUGUCAUGGUGAACGGGUCAGAUCCAAGAAAAGACCCGGAAGAUUUCAUGGUUUCAGCUCCCUGGGUGCCAUUUGAAAACAGAGUAGCCUACCGGAGAUUCGAGAUCAAUUGGAUGAUUGGUUCCGGGAAAAAUAACGUUUCCGGCGUUUCGGACAUAUUCCGAGCCGGAAAAAUCCUUCAGGGAUCUCAGGCAGUACUAAUACGACAUUGCCCUGAAUUCGAAGGACAGUGGUUGAACUUACUUGAGGCGCUCCAUCACAAGCCGGUGAUUCCAUUAGGCCUAAUGCCGCCGCCACGGGAACAAUUCGACAGCUCCGAUGACUUCAACGAAACAUGGGUUUCGAUUAAAUCAUGGCUAAAUGCUCAAAACAAAAAAUCAGUCCUAUACGUUGCGUUAGGGAGUGAAGUAUCAUUGAGUCAAGAAAAUGUUACUGAGCUAGCAAUUGGUUUGGAAUCUUCGGGGGUGCCGUUUUUCUGGAGUCUAAGAAAGCCGGCGUGGUUAAACAAGUCAUUUGAGCUGCCGGAGGGAUUCGAAGACCGAAUUCAAGGGAAAGGAAUGGUGUGGAAAGAUUGGGCACCUCAGAUGAAGAUACUCCGGCACCAAUCCGUGGGAGGAUUCUUGACUCAUUGUGGUUGGAGUUCUUGUGUGGAGGGAAUCUCCGUCGGGCUUCCGUUGAUUAUGCUGCCGUUUCUGGUGGACCAAGGUUUGAAUGCCCGGGUUCUGGCGGACAAUGGAGUUGGAAUCGAGAUUCCGAGGAAUGAAGAAGACGGGUCUUAUACGGGUGAUUUGGUGGCUGAAUCUGUGAGGUUGGUAAUGAUUGAUGAUGACGGGAAGAGAUUCAGAGACAAAGCUUCAGAAUUGAGUUUGACUUUUAGUGACAGUGAAAUCCACCAAUCCUACUUGGAAAAGUCAGUCAAUUAAGUCACGGAGAGUAGUGUCAUUUACACGGCAGAAAUGAAUUUUGUGGACGGAUUAUAUGGUUUUAUUAUUAGCAGCACCAAGAGCGAGGCUAAAAGUUUCACCAUCCGGAUCAACUCGAGUCAGGCUAGAAAUUUCACCAUCCCGGUCAAAUCGUUGCUAAUGCAUAAUUUUUGUAAGGGGAAUAGUAUAAGUAUAUUCCCGCAAUGUUUUGUUUUUAAAGAUUUAGGCGUUAGCCUCAUUCGUUGUAUCAACUUAAAAGUUUUUUUAUUAAGAUCCUUCUCGUAGUUGUAUCUCUUUAGUUUUCAGGUACUCUUAAGAGUAAUCAAUGAUUCCGUACUUCCAUACCAUUUUGAUCAUUGCCAACCUCAGUUGUCAUGUUCGGGUAUUCAGUUUCAGUGGAUUACUGAUAACUAGAAUACUGAUUUAUCAAAUCGAUCUCCUUAUGCAUUACAUACGUAUGAUCUAUUGAAUCUCUAUAAAGUAACUGUAUUACAUGUGUAGAAAGGGCAAACAGACUCUUGUAGAAAGUAACUAUUUUUGAGUGUAAAUAUCAGCAGAAAGCAAUUCAGAUGUUGGGAAGAGGCUCAAAUCUUCUGAAGCAUCAAGAAUUUUCAGAAGGAAAAGAUGUCAAAACUGUGGGAGGGAGUCUAUUUCAGCACCUUCAAUUAAGCUUCCCUUUGACAUUACAUUAAGGUAAGGGAAUCUUGUUUAUUCUGAAUUGGCUGCUUAAAACAACAUUGUAUUGGUUGGUCCUAAUUGGUUCCCCCGUUGACCAUAUGUGAACAGGAUGCGCCUUCAUACUGGUGAACUCCCUUGGUUGAGAUCAUCAUAGAACGGCAGAAUCCACUUUGGACCUGAAUCGCGUACCUACAAUAAUCGACUUAACUUGUUAAAUUGUUCUUGGCACAAUAGACAAUUUAACUGGUUAGUAAUGAUUAUGAGAAAAUUGAAAAUGUUGUUAGCAUGCAUCUGGAAACCAUAUUGAUCUAGUAUCAUCUCUUCGAGCCUCUCGUUUCCUCUUUCAGUUGAAUUUAGACCUUAGUUGGAAACUCUUUUUUUCUUGGGAAAACAUAGGAGGCUGGAAGUUCUUGCGUUUGAUAUGGAAAUUAACAAAAUUGUGGCUUUGGAGGAGGAAUUAAAGAGGAUCUACUGAAACUGAAUACUCUUAGUUAAAGGACUCAGAAGUCAGGACCUAUGAUGACUGAUGAGUGCCUUUUAUCCUUCUCAACACAAUCAUUCACAAGAUUGCUUCUUUUUUUUUU